Molecule: messenger RNA, 3539 nt
Organism: Cladocopium goreaui
Lineage: Eukaryota; Dinophyceae; Suessiales; Symbiodiniaceae
Source: the annotation of a GenBank genome assembly
GCCCUUCGCCUUUGUAGUCUGUAUUCAUGGAGCUGAUGGACGAGGAAGAGAGGCAGCGAUGGUGGCUGUCAGUCAUGCAACAAGCUGUAGCCACCCAAAGCGAUUAUGGAGACGAUAGCUCGAGCAUCCUCGAAAGAGGGAGGGCGGCAGCCCGGCGCCGCGGCGACGGCGAGAGCUUUGGAGCCUCGAGCCCUGGGUCCAUGAUGUUGUCGCCGAGCGCGCUGCUGGCAGAGCGGGACCAGCUGCGGCAGAGCUUGAUGGAUUUGGAAACGAAGGUGGCCGAUUUGGAGGGUAGCCGAUUUGAACCACCAGAGCUGGAGGAAUUGCAGCUCCUCUGCAGCACUUUGGAGUCCCAGAAGCGCAGCCUGGAGCAGGAGCUGCUACAGUUGCGCGAGGCCGCGCCUGCGGCGCCCGAAGAGGUCAGUGGGAUGAGCGUUUUGAGCGCCACGGAGCGGGAGCAGUCGGAGAAGAUCGAGACCUUGGAAAUGGAGAACUCCAAACUGCAAGAUGAUCUUUUCAGGCAGAGGGAUGAUCAUUCCAGGGUCGAAGCAGAGUUGCAGCUCGAGAAAGGCAGGCUGCGGGAGUUGCAGGAACAGCUGGGUCUCCUCAAAGCGGAAUAUGAGGAGAAAUUCCAGACCCUGGACUCUGAGAAGGCUCACAUUGAGGUGGAAGCUCCCAGCUUGGGUGCCGAUGUGGACUUUGCAAGACUUAACUUCUUGGAACUGCAGAACUCCAAGCUGCAAGACGAUUUCAUCCGGGAAAAGCGGGACCGUUCACGACUGGAAGCCGAGUUGGAGAUGGAGAGGGGGGAACUCGAUGAGCUUCAGGAACGCUUCGCGGCGCUGCAGGCAGCCUAUGAUGAAAGAUCGGCCGAACCUGUGUCUCAGCAGGAUGUUCCCAGCGCUGCGAUCGACAUUUUGGAACUGGAGAACUCCAAGCUGCGUGAGGAUCGUGCUCGGCUGGAGGCCGAAUUGGAGACCGAGAGGGGCGAACUGAAUCAGCUGCAGGAGCGAUUCAUCCAACUGCAGCUGGAGAGGUUCCAAACCUCUGAUGAGAAGGCUGCGCCCACGUUGGAAGCAUCCAGCAUGGAGGACAGAAUCCAGGAGCUUGAGGCUGAGAAUCGCCGCCUGGUACAGGAGAUGCAGCAGGGCCUUGCGGAGCAGUUGGCCACCAAAGUGCUGAGAGAAGCUGAGGACGAGUUGAAGCACCAGGCAGGUCCUCCAUCGCCGUCACGAGCUUCUGCCAGCAAAAUAAAGCCACCUGAAACUGCUGAGCUGCUUGCAAUUGACAGUCCAGGCAUGUAUGUCGUCUCGCAAACAGUCACCCUCACCGUGGGACCUGAGAAGGGCUCCGCGAAGAUUCAGAACCUCAAUGCUGGAACCGUGAUCCAGAUCUUGGAGGUGAUUCACAGGUUGGAGGAUCGACGUGUGCGUGGCAGGGUUGAGGAGCCGGCCGGCUGGAUCUCUAUUGUGGGCACAGAGGACUCCAACCGUUGGGCUGUGCGCGACUUGCCACGAAGCAACGGCUGGGUCUGUGGCAUGGCGAAGCAAAUCCAGAGCCUGCAGCGGGAGCUGGACGUCCUUCAGGCCUCUACCUCCGAGGCGCAACAGGCGCAGGAGUCGGUGGCCGCGGAGGUCUCCCGGAGUCGCCAGGACUUGGCCACGGCGCAGGCCGAGGCCGCGGAGGAUCUGGGGCGCCGGGAGCGCGAGGUGCACGCGCUACGCGAGAAGCAACGACAGUUGGAGUUGCAACUGCAUCAGGCGCAGCUGCAGAGCGACUCUCCAGGCAUCUACGUCCUCUCCGGCGACGUGGACGUCUGCGCGGACGUCUGCCGCCACUCGGCCAAGGUGGGGCGCCUCCCGGGCGGCCGCGAGGUGCCAAUUUUGGAGGUCCAGCACCGGGAGGGCGACAAACGCGUCCGCGGCCGCGUGGCGCUGAGCGAUGGCGCCGGCCUCGAAGGGUGGAUCUCGCUGCUGGACAUUGGCAGCGGGCACCGCUGGGCGCAGCGGCAGCUGGGGGCCACCACGGAGUGGAUUCGCGAGCUGAUGGCAGGUUCUCAGGGAGAGGUGCAGCGGGAGUUGCUGGAGUUGAGCAGCCACGGAGUUGCAGCUGGUGCACUCUCAGGUGAUACCUUGGAGCUGCAGGAACUUCGCGGUAAGGUGCUGUUGUUGGAAGCCAACCGUGAAGAACUGAGCCUCCAGGCAGAGCUCUUGGGCACGAAAUAUGGAGCCCUUCAAGCGGAACAUGAGGAAUUGCAGCAGUACCUCGCCGAGGUCCAUGCGGAUUCGGCCGCGGCCCGGGGACGCUCGUUACAGGUGGUGGAGCUCCAGCGCCAGGUGAAUGAGCACGUGCUGCAGCGGGGGCAGCUGGAAGCCGAGCUGGCCAGGCUCCGUGCAGAACACGGGGCCCUCACCGCCAACCCGGUGGUGACGGCCGAGAAUCCCUUGGCGCAAGCUGAACGCUGGGUCUUGUAUACCGAGAUCCCAGCGGUGGAGGAGACGUCGAGUCUGUCCUAUCCUGGUCACAUCCUGGUGAACUUUGAUGACGAGGAGCUCACCAGUGCCCUGGGACCCUUGGCCGCCGUGAACUUCGCCCAGCGCAUCGGCGCCCUGACGGCCUUGGAGCGCGGCGACGUGGCACGCGGCGCGCUGAAGGCGUACUGCGGGGAGGACCUGCAGAAACGAGGCUACUUGGAUGCUACUGGUGUCCACUCCUUCGUUCGCUCCGUCUUCCAGCACCAAAACCUCACCCCGCCCAUGGAGGAUCACGUCUUGACCUUCUACAGGCUCUUUAGCCACGAAGCAGAUCCCUUGGACGCCCGCAGCUGCCUCUGCCUCUGCGAUGCCCUACUGCGGGCCGUCCUCCGCACCAGCGGGCGUCGGGCCGCGCGGCCGGUGGCCGUGGCGGAUAGCCAGGGCUUGGGGCUGUUGAGGAGGGAACCUUCAGAAGCAGACCAAGACUCAGUCCCUGCAGUUCCCGCAGUUCCUGCAGCACCUGCUGUGCCUGCAGCCCCUGCAGUGCCUGCGAUGAAGUGUGGCUUCUGUGGAGAAGAAUUUGAAGAAGAUUCCAUGUUCUGCACUAGCUGUGGUGCGCGGCGCCCCGAAGUGGUAGCCGAUUUGGUACCCCCUUCACCUGCACGGCCGGAACCUGUUUCGAGUAGUGUGCCAUUGCCAACACAGAGCAGCCAGGGAAGGUUGGGGUCGCCAUCCCACACUUCACAUUUGAUGCCUCCGCGCAUUUGUCAAGCCUGCAAGCGUCUGCUGGCAGACGAUUCGGACUUCUGCAGCAUGUGUGGCCAGCGUUACGUGGGACCCGCAGGCCCCCAGGCGCCACGACCCGUGGUGAGCCCCAAGUGCUUGGAUCAAAGUCGCAUCCGCACUUGUCGCCCCGUGAGUGCUGAGAUGGGUGCCCGCAGCCUGCAGGCUCCUCCGCAAAGGGUUGCGCCGCCCACAAUGCCCAUGCAGUCGAUGCCAGUGACGUAUGUGAGGUCGCAGUGAGGGAAUGUCGCAAGGCCAAUGUGCUAAUGCAGUCUUGAGAAA